Drosophila elegans is the source of this 4907-nucleotide messenger RNA. It is a transcript of the gene Octbeta1R, whose product is annotated as octopamine receptor beta-1R. Gene Ontology annotation, molecular function: adrenergic receptor activity; octopamine receptor activity. The record is from RefSeq and is a predicted model, not a curated record. The coding region runs from base 325 to 1866 and encodes 513 amino acids. Gene Ontology annotation, cellular component: membrane. The transcript is spliced from 8 exons. Lineage: Eukaryota; Metazoa; Arthropoda; Insecta; Diptera; Drosophilidae. Gene Ontology annotation, biological process: adenylate cyclase-activating adrenergic receptor signaling pathway.
CUUUGCUGCUGUCGGUUGUGUUCGCGCUCCGGUGACUGUUGUGAAUAUCCUGAAUAUCCUGCCUAAAUCAGGGACCUCGUCGACUUCCACGGAGCCAGCUGGGGCACAGCACACACCUGUGCGCUAUCAUCUCCACCUCUACGGGCGAGUAACGACUUGGCAAACGAUUGGCAGUAAUAGCGGUCAUCAGAAGAAGGAGUCCAAAGAGCAAAUGUCGGGCAGCAUGUUGUCCUCACUAAGGGUCCUUUUCUGUCGCAUUAGGGCAACAUUUGGACGGGCCAACUAAUCGCACACUCUUCUCGCGCACCGCUUGUGGUCAUCGCCAUGACUCUUUUGCAGAGACUGCAGGCCAUGUCGGCCACCACGGCAAGGACGAUGCUGGAGGGCAGCAUUAGCAUUGGCGGGAUGAAGGAGCCGCUGGCAACGGGACACCAACUGCCCGUUCUGGAGGAGUCCGCCUCGCAUGCCCGGUAUCUAAAGUUCAUUGCCGACGGACUCAUCGACGAGGGCAUGGGCGGCAGUGCCGUGGGCAGCGGGAGCAGCAUCGCCGUGUCCGUGGAAGAUGUGGUCGCCGGACAGGCACAGGACAUGGACAUCCAGGCGGGCGAGGCAUCCCUAUCCACCGACGACGCCGACGGCAGCAGCCAUCUGGCAUUAGUCUUCGUCAAGUGUUUCAUUAUUGGUUUCAUCAUACUGGCCGCCAUCCUGGGCAACAUGCUGGUCAUUGUGUCCGUCAUGCGGCACCGGAAAUUGCGCAUCAUUACCAACUACUUUGUGGUCUCGCUGGCCGUCGCCGACAUGCUGGUGGCCCUUUGUGCGAUGACAUUUAAUGCUUCCGUCAUGAUCUCGGGCAAGUGGAUGUUCGGAUCCGUGAUGUGCGACGUGUGGAACAGCUUCGACGUCUAUUUCUCCACCGCCAGCAUCAUGCACCUCUGCUGCAUAUCCGUCGACAGAUACUACGCCAUCGUCCAGCCGCUGGACUAUCCGCUGAUCAUGACGCAGCGGCGGGUGUUCAUCAUGCUGCUGAUGGUCUGGCUGUCGCCGGCCCUCCUCUCGUUCCUGCCCAUCUGCUCAGGGUGGUACACAACGACCGAGAACUACAAGUAUCUCAAAUCGAAUCCGCAUAUAUGCGAGUUCAAAGUGAACAAGGCUUAUGCUAUAGUGAGCUCGUCGAUGAGCUUCUGGAUCCCCGGCAUCGUGAUGCUGUCGAUGUACUACCGCAUUUACCAGGAGGCCGACCGGCAAGAGCGCCUGGUCUACAGAUCCAAGGUGGCCGCCCUGCUGCUGGAGAAGCAUCUGCAGAUUAGCCAGAUUCCCAAGCCGCGCCCGAGCAUCCAGGUGGAGCAGUCGACCAUCUCGACAAUGCGGCGGGAGCGGAAGGCCGCCCGAACCCUGGGCAUCAUCAUGAGCGCCUUCCUCAUCUGCUGGCUGCCGUUCUUCCUCUGGUAUAUCGUAUCCUCGCUGUGCGACAGUUGCAUCACUCCGCGCCUCCUCGUCGGCAUCCUGUUUUGGAUCGGCUACUUCAACUCGGCCCUGAACCCCAUUAUUUAUGCAUACUUCAAUCGCGACUUCAGGGCCGCCUUCAAGAAGACCCUCAAGAGCCUCUUUCCCUACGCCUUCUACUUUUGCCGCCGCGGCAGGGGGCGGGAUGACGACCGGGACCUGGAGUUCGGCAAUCCCAGCCGUAGGGGCACCAAUGGCAACCAGCGGACCGGAUCCGGAUCCGCCGAGCUGGCCAACUGUGUCAACUCCACGGCCUCGUCGGAGAUUCACAUGAGCGUGAUGCGAGCCCGCCAGUAUGCCGUCAAUGUCACGCCCACCACGGACGCCCAAAUGCAGCAGCUGCAUCCCCUCUACACCAACUAGACCAGCAUGGCGUAUACUUGAUUUCAGCCCAAGUGCUCCACGAAGAUGAUGAUGACGAUGUCUGUGGAUGACAUCUCCAGAUGUUCUCCAACAAGCACCAGAUUGCCAGCUUACAAAUAAAUUACUCGAUUACUCGACAAAAACCUUCCUCAAGAUCGGGGCUGAAUAAGAAUUUAGCCACGAAUAAUAGCUACAGCAACAAUACGACAAUCCCACAGAUUAUAGAAAGCCUUCAAUAAAACAGCAAAUUGACGUGCAAAAUGAAUUGAAAUAUAAAUACAAAUAUUUCGACAUAAAUAUUUACCUGUCAUGGAGUCAUGAAUUUCAUAAAGAUAUGUUUAUAAGUGCGCAUGCAAAAAUAGAUAUACGAAUUGAAUGUUUGAUAUACGUAUAUAAAAAAGAUAGAUGUUAGCCCACAAAAAAUGUGCAGUAUGCAUUACAAUAAUACUCGAAACAAAUAAACAAAUAAAAUCUGAGAAAUAGUGUAAGUUGAGAAGUUCUUAUGAUUGCAUUUUUUUCUCUCUCUGUAUAUAUUUUAUGAAAAUUAAUUUGAGAAAUAAUUAAAUUCGGUUAGCGAAUAAAGACAGGCUCUUUUUUAUAAACUCAGUUUCAGUUAUUAAUUUAAAAACAUUAUUUAAAUUAAAAAGGUUAAAAAAAACUUCAGAACUAGGCCGAAAAACUACAGUCAUUUCAUUUUCAUUUUUGUUUUAUUUUGAAUUGUAAUUCUUAGUAGGGACAAAAAUUAUUAAAUUCGUUCAAAACAUUUAAAUAAUGUAGUUCAUUAAACUAAAUUAUAUGUGUCAUAAUGCAUAACCAAACGAAGAGAUUCAUUCGUUCAAAUUUAACAUAUUAAAAGUUAUAGAGCCUAAAGCACGACUAACAUAUCCAUUGGGUCUAUUAGCUUUGAUGUUUCCCGACUCUAAGUCCCAAACUAUUGUUGUAGUCGAUAGAUGUAGCGCUAUAGCCAGAUAUUAAAUACGAAUUAUACCUGUAGCUAUGCUAUGUACCUCUAUCUGCGAGUAGAUGCAACUGACAUUCAUAGAACUGUUUGUAAUCGUUUAAGCAAGUGUGACUACUAUAAUUCCUAAAAUGCUACUCUCUUGCCUGGACAAUCUCGAUGGAGCACAAUAAACCUAACCUUCAGACUCCUAGUCUGUUUAGUUAACUUUCGCUUUCGUUUCGAAAUUAGUUGAGUAUAGGAGACCUAGGAGAAAUUAUCAGCAACUGCCACGCCCCAUUUGUCACCGCCAUUGCGCCCAUAAAUCAAAGGUGGUUUUCGGCAGAAAGCUGGAUGAAAUUGUUUGCCUAAAAUAUCAAAUCGUGGCAAAAAAAAAUAUAUACGACAUGCAUAAAACGCCGACUUUUUCUUACGAUUCAUAGUCAUUAUUUAAAGCGCCGGCUUAAGAGCUCACCGCCGUCGACAAAUGAGCAUCGGCAUCGCCCGUCUCUUUCGGCGGCAUUACACCUCUCCCUUUCUGUCAAUAUUUGCUUUAUUUAACUCGCAACGGCGCAUUGUUUAAACUGCGGAACGCCCACGAAAAAUUUGGCAGUCAGCGGUGUUUUGAUAACAUUUGAAAUGUAGCCAAAUAUUGUUAACUAAAUUACGCGUCGAGCGAUAAGAGGCUGAGGUACAAAAAGCGAAUGCUCUUUAAACCAUUUUCCUUUUCGACUUAAAUAAAUGUAAUUUACUUAUUUUUAAUUACAUAAGUCAUUGCUUUGUUGCCACAAGUGUUUCCAGGUGCAAUGCACUUUAGUAGAAGGUGCAUUGAAACGAGGAAAUAAAACAUUUGAUUAUAUGUCUGAUCGAAGUGUUAAAACAAUUAUAACAAAUUGCAAAUAUUCUAAUAAUUUAAAUUUUUAACACCGCUGUUUAUUUAAUACAACAAAAUAAUAGUGUUUAGUCCACUUCACUACCCCUUUUACCCUUUCAAAUUAGAGUAUUUUUGCCGGGGAAGUGUGGCACGUGUCCGUAAACCACCUGGACGGCAGAACCAACAACAAAAACAGUUAUAAUAAACAAAUAUACGAUUAAGUUUAACCGCAAAUUGGCAUGUCAACUCAUGGGGAGCAUGUGACUUUCAAUAAAAAACAAACAAAAAACUUGGCGCAAACGUCGAAAAAGUAAAUAAUUAAAUUAUGGCAAUUAGGCAAAGCUCACGACGAUUACAGUCGCUGGUAAAAGUAUGCUGACGAGUCAUUCCAUGAUGCAAUCAUAAGUUGAUAAGUUGAAAAUUCUCGCAUAUUCCACACACAGACUCUUCAAUGACAAAUGACUUGUGAGACUACUUCUGCCAGCGACUGUAUUUUGAUCUUAUAUGACUGAAUCAUUUUCGACAGUAAUCGUGGCUAGUAGAAAUACGUAACCAUUGUAAACGGAUAAAAUGCAAGCCAAACCAAACUAAAUGUAAUUAAAUGUCCAACAGAAACGCGCAGCUGAAGCUUAUUUUGUCACAAAAAUACAAACUGAGUUUCUAAUAAUAAUGGUAGUCAAAUACUUGUUAAAUAUUUUAUGUAUUAUGCAUGUGAAUAGUUGCAACCCAUGCAUUAAAAAGCGCAAAAAAAUAAAAGAGAAAUUUAAAGCAGACCACAUAAGGGUGAUUACUAAUUAAUGCGAAAUUCAUAUAUUCAUACGUAACUCGGCCACAUGGCAUUAAAUAUAUAUAAAAUACAAGUAAAAGUGACAACAAGAGGAAAUGUUAAUUAAAUUGCGGAAAAUAUUUACAAAAUAAUAAACAGCUAGCACGGAUCUUGUGGUCGAUUGUCGGUCAAUUUCGAAAUUGUACCUUCCAAGUUUCACGAGAAAAACAAAAAACCAUAGGCGAAAACCCCUCGACUUAAGUAAAUGUUAACAUGUGCGUUUUUCAGUGGAAACUAUAUUAAAUUAUACAUAUAUAUUUAUUAUACAAAGGGAUAUGUUUACGGUGUAUGCAUGUAUUGUAUAUAGUAUCUAGAUACAUAUAAAUUAAUGAAAUGAAGCAAUUACAAUCGUAUGGAAUAAAAGUAAAGGUAAUAAUAAAAAGGUUCAAAACAUCAUCAUAUGA